CAAACGCAAAAACGGGAAGGUAUAAAUAUGAAAUCUGCCAAGUCUGAUAAAGAAAAAAAGAAAGAUUCGAUCUGUGAAAAUAUAUCUGCAGAAAAAAAUGUAUUUGGUGCAGAUCUAUCAGGCACAAAAACAAAACAUUUAAUCACUGCCAUCGAAAAAGAAAGAAGAUUUUAUGUUGGAGGUCACAAUGGUAAACAGAUAUUGGAAAAUGCUUUAACAAAACUCGGGAUGAAGUUAACUGAUGAUAGUAAUAAUUUUUUCAUUAAAUGGGUUGAAUGCAAAAAAUCUAUAAACUACGAUAAAUUCAAAGAAGGGUAUCAAAUUGUUAAUCAUAUCCAAAAUGCAUCUUGUUUAACAACAAAAAUUGGAUUGUUAAAAACAUUAAGAGAUUAUGAAAAAAAUCAAAAGUUACUUAAGAAAAAAUUUUCAGUAAAUAACUUUUAUAUGGAAACUUAUUUAGUUGAUUCUUCGCAUGAGAGUCAGAUGUUUUUUCAAACAUUUAAAAAAGGUGAGUUAUGGAUAUGCAAACCUUCAUCCAGAAAUCAAGGAAAAGGAAUCUUUUUAGUGGAUGACUUAAGUCAGUUUAAGAAAAAAAUCAUUGAUGAAAAACUUUCAUCAGUAUUUUCUAAACCAUGUUGGAUUAUUCAGAGAUACCUCAUGAACCCUCUUUUAAUUCAUGGCUGUAAAUUUGAUGUUCGUGUGUACAUGCUUAUUGCUAGUGUUCAACCUUGUCUUGCAUUUUACCACACAGGAUAUGCACGUGUUACUUGUGUACCUUACACUAAUGAAAAUUUAGAUCUUAAUGUACAUUUGACAAAUCAGUAUGUUCAAAAAAAGAAUCUUUUGUAUAAAGAAAUGAAGGAGCAGACUGUUCUAAGCUUUGAUCAGCUCAAUAAAUACAUCAAUGAAAAUGUAAAAGAAAGCAAACAAUUGCCAAAUGACUGGGUACUAAAUGGUUUUCAAGAUUCAAUGAAAGUUAUAAUGGUUGACUGUUUAAAAGCUUCACUUGAUAAAUUAGAUAAAAAGAAAGGUUGUUUUGAUUUAUUGGGCUUUGAUUUUAUUAUAGAUGAAAACAUGAAGGUGUGGUUAAUUGAAAUCAAUACAAAUCCUGCACUGCAUACAAAUUGUUCUGUUUUAAACAAUCUCUUGCCACCAAUGAUAGACGAAGUGCUGAGUAUUGAAAUUGAAUUGUUUGACACCAACUUAGUCGGUGAGCUAAAGAGUUUGUUAAACUUUCAACCAAUUUUUAAUUCUUCUACUAGAUAUCAGUUCCAAACUAAAUAAAGUGCGAACUUUUUAAUGCUUAACUGGGUGAUUCAUAUUUCAAACGUUGCAGACGGUAGUUGUAUUUGAGGCUUUUUAAUUUAUUUCUAAAUUAGUAA
Hydra vulgaris (swiftwater hydra) is the source of this 1382-nucleotide messenger RNA. RefSeq names its product protein polyglycylase TTLL10. Gene Ontology annotation, molecular function: protein-glycine ligase activity, elongating. Gene Ontology annotation, biological process: protein polyglycylation. Lineage: Eukaryota; Metazoa; Cnidaria; Hydrozoa; Anthoathecata; Hydridae. The record is from RefSeq and is a predicted model, not a curated record.